Molecule: messenger RNA, 1930 nt
Organism: Mercenaria mercenaria
Lineage: Eukaryota; Metazoa; Mollusca; Bivalvia; Venerida; Veneridae
Exons: 7
Coding region: 92-1930 (612 amino acids)
Source: RefSeq, a predicted model, not a curated record
GUCAUAAGAUAUGCCGUCCCACGAUGAACUGAACGAGUGAUGCUAUCCUAAAUAAAAAUUCCAUCAACUUAAAUGCAAGAAAAGAUGAAAAAUGGCUGACAAAUACUACCGCCUUGUUAGUUUCCUGAUAAACAUAUGCCCAGAACCUCUCAGAGAACUGUUUUUACAAAAUGCCAAGUCCAAUACACUACCUGGUGUACCAUACACAUCACUGGAUGCUUACCUUGCAUCUAGAAAACCAGACAUAUUAUCAUUGAAGAGCAGACGUAAACUGAGAGAUGACCAGUAUGAUCUUCUAUAUCCCAAUUCUGGACCAGCAGAUGAGUCGCAGUGGGACAUUACCUUGUUAGCUGUUUUAAUUCUUGAACUAUUUCGAUCAUACAUUCCGAACCAUGUCCAGUUUUUCAUCAGAGAUAUUCGAAAUGUGAGAAACAGUCUACAACAUGUAUCAAAAACUUCAAACAUUACUGACUCAAUGUUUCAGAAGAACUGGGAUCGCUUGGAAAUAGCAACUUUAACUUUGGCUAAAGUUGUAAAUGGAACUAAUUAUGAGAAUGUUAUGAAAGAGAAGAUUGCUACAGCCAAGGUCUCAAACAUGCCAGACCUUGGUAACACUCUGUGCUUAUGGUUUAUGGAAAUCAAUACACAAAAUAUGACUGAAAUGGCAGAAAUGAAAGUGAAAAUUAAAGAAAUAUCAGAAGACACUAAAGAAUCCAAAGCAAAGGCCAGCGAAAGUGCAAACAUUCUACAAAAUGCUUGCAUGGCUAAACCAGGACCAACAGGGAAACCAAAUAAAAGAAUGAAAAUGGUUGAUAGAAAAUUGAAAAAUAUGCAAGAUCAGUUUGAAAGAACAAUGAAUGCAGAAAUUCCAGACGACUUCAGUGCUCCAAAAGAGACUGACAAAAUUAAAGAAAAGUUACUACACAAUCACCUGGUGAUUGUAGCUGGUCAGAACAACAGUCUGUAUGCAGCAGCUGCCCUCACAGCCGUCAAAUACAUGGUUUAUAAUGAGAAACGUUGUGUGGAAAUGCAGAGUUCUUCCGACUGGAGUCAUGUAGACUCAGAAGAUGUUGAAUUUGUUCUUUGCCGUGAUCCAUUUGGCAGAGAUGAGUAUGAUGAGGAGAAAGCUAAAGGUAUGGCAAGCAUAUUCAGUAGUAUUCAACAGACAGUGAAAGAGGACAGAGAUGACAAGAAGCUUGCUGUUCUAAUGACAUCAGAUAUUGGAGUGUUGAAUGAAUGUAAAGAGAGACAUUAUCAUGACAUUCUGGAGGAAGUGGUCACAGUUUAUCACACUACAAGUGCAACUCAACCAGCUGAUCUUACUGUAGCCAGAUGUAGCAAUAACAUUUUACCUUCAACAUCGACAAUUUCACAGAAUCUUGCUGACCAAACACACCUUUUCCUGGAUCAUCACAAAAGGCAAGUACGUCCAGAUAUUUUGAAGGCAGCAAAAGACGAGUUCAAGGUUCAUAAAUCAGUGGUGUUGGUAGGACCACCAAGAUGUGGUAUAAUGUCACUUGCAGUAGCUCUUGCAGCAUCCUACCAUCCGUCACAAGUUCUUCUUCUGACAUACCCUGAACAGGUUCAACAUGUUGACCAGAACAGAACACAUCUAGUUAUCAUUGAGGAUUUUGCUGGGAAAUAUGGAUUCGACAUAAUACAGAUUUGUAACUGGUACAAAACAUUUGACAUUCUUCAUGUCAUGAAAUCUGCUGGCAAACUCAACAUCAUUCUAACAUGUGACAAACAAAAGUUUAAGAAGUGCAUUGAAAAAAUUGCCGCUCAUCCAUUGCUGGAACAUACAGUGGAGCUUCAUCGUGAAAACGUUCAAGUGAAACUAGAAAUAAGUAACAAAACCUGGAUGGCAGCGCUAGAAAACUCAAACGAAAAAGCAGCACGGUAUCUACUACAACUCGGUGUAUUACCAUAA